AUGCCAUGUAUAGAAGUAAAAAUCGAAGAGACAAAUGGUCCAGUGACUUAUGUUAUCCCAACGUGGAGUGCUGCACAACAUCAAAGAGGAAAUGAAGAUGAACUCGGUGAUGUUAAAUUACUUGUCGUAGAUACAUUUGAUGAUGUCAAAUUACUUGUAGAAGAUACACUCGAUGAUGUUAAAUUACUUGUAGAAGAUAAACUCGGUGAUGUUAAAUUACUUGUAGAAGAUACACUCGGUGAUGUUAAAUUACUUGUAGAAGAUGAACUCGGUGAUAUUAAAUUACUUGUCGUAGAUACAGUUGAUGAUGUCAAAUUACUUGUUGAAGAUAAACUCGGUGAUGUGAAAUUACUUGUAGAAGAUACACUCGGUGAUGUUAAAUUACUUGUAGAAGAUGAACUCGGUGAUAUUAAAUUACUUGUAGAAGAUGAACUCGGUGAUAUUAAAUUACUUGUCGUAGAUACAGUUGAUGAUGUCAAAUUACUUGUUGAAGAUAAACUCGGUGAUGUGAAAUUAAUUGUAGAAGAUACACUCGGUGAUGUUAAGCUACUUGUAGAAGAUAAACUCGGUGAUGUUAAAUUACUUGUAGAAGAUACAUUCGAUGAUGUCGAUUCAUCUGGCUUCCAGUAA
Messenger RNA from Limulus polyphemus (Atlantic horseshoe crab), 630 nucleotides. RefSeq lists its product as uncharacterized. The transcript has 2 exons. Bases 1 to 630 code for a protein of 209 amino acids. Lineage: Eukaryota; Metazoa; Arthropoda; Merostomata; Xiphosura; Limulidae. The record is from RefSeq and is a predicted model, not a curated record.